Molecule: messenger RNA, 2421 nt
Organism: Plasmodium reichenowi
Lineage: Eukaryota; Apicomplexa; Aconoidasida; Haemosporida; Plasmodiidae
Exons: 1
Coding region: 1-2421 (806 amino acids)
Source: RefSeq, a predicted model, not a curated record
AUGCAAAUGAGCCCUCUGAACGCUUCGAUAAUUCUCACCAACAGUAAUAAUUACAAAAAUGCAGAUGACGUAUUUGAAUAUUUUUCUCAUAAGAUGAACGAUGUCAAUAUUUUUUCUUCUGAUACACAUAUACGCGAAGAAUUGUUAGGGGGAAUUCUUUAUAUCGGUAUAAUAUUAAGAAGAGCACACAAGUUAUCAAGUAAUAAAAAAAAUAUCUUAAACUGGAUCGAAUAUUGUAAGAAUUGUCAUAUAAAUGUUGAUUUAGUACAUUUUAAUGAAAAUAAAACUGAAGUCUCAACGUUAGAUAAUAAAUUUAAUCUAUUACAAGAAAAUUUUUUUCAAAAGGAUUUUAAAACAAUCCACCGAAAAAUUGUAGGGAAAAAAAAAAUAAAAAAUGCGCAACAAAAUGGACAUGUAAAUAAUGAUAAAAAUGAUGGUGAUGAUGAUAAAAAUGAUGGUGAUAAUGAUAAAAAUGAUGGUGAUAAUGAUAAAAAUGAUGGUGAUAAUGAUAAAAAUGAUGGUGAUAAUAAUAAAAAUGAUGGUGAUAAUAAUAAAAAUGAUGAUGAUAAUAAAAAUGAUGACAAUAAUAAAAAUGAUGAUGAUAAUAAAAAUGAUGACAAUAAUAAAAAUGAUGACAAUAAUAAUAAAAAUGAUGGUGAUAAUAAAAAUGAUGACAAUAAUAAAAAUGAUGAUGAUAAUAAUGUAAAUAAUAAUAAUCAUAAUAAUGAUAUAGGUGAUUACAUUUUUGUUAAUAUGGAUAGAAAUGAUCACCAUCCAAAUGGUCAUUUAGAAAAUCUGUUUUUUGAAAAAGAUUCAUCUUAUUUGGUACAUGCCAUUAUUUAUGUUAUAGAACUACCCCUCUCUGUAUCACAAAAAUAUCUUCACAAAAAACUCAGCAUAAAGGUUCAACUUGUAGAAAGUAAAGAAUCCGAGAAAACCAAAAAUCUCCAUAAUAUAAUUGACAAAAAGGUUCUAAGCGAAUUAAAAAAUAUUAUGCACGCUCCUUCUUCCAUACUAAAUAAUGUUCCCUGGUCAUCUACAUUUACUUCGAACAUGCUAUACGAAAAAAAAAAGAGGGUAAAAAAAAUGAAGAAACACAAUGACAAAAUGAUGAAUAAAGAAAGUGAUAGUGAUUAUAAUAAAAAUGAAAAUCGGGAGAACCACAACGAACAUGAUGAUAACAAUUAUGAUAAUAUUUAUAGUGAUGAUGAUAAUAAUUAUGAUGAUGAUAUGUAUAGUGAUGAUAAUAAUAAACAUUAUAAUGAUGAGGAUGAUAAUUAUGAUUCUAAUUUUUAUAAUGACUUUUUUUCUAAUGCAUAUGAUGAUGAAAGGAAUAAUAAAGAGAAUGAAAAAAAGUUUCCUCUAAAUGUCAAUCCUCAUAAUAUAUACAAAUCAUUAAAUAAAUAUGAUGAUUAUAUGUUUAAAAAAAAUGUAAAAAAAAAUACAAAAUAUAUUACAUUAAGUAAACAAAUUAUAGUAAUUAAACCUUUAAAUAUACAAUGUAAAAUUAUAGAUAAUUAUUUAUUUAUUCAAAUUGAAAAUAUAACAAAACAUAAUUUAAUAUAUAUACAUGAACUCUUUUCAAGAUCUAUUUCUAUGAAUUCAAAUAUAUUCCCAUUAAAUUUAUAUCCUGAAGAUAUGUAUUCUAUUUAUUUUCCUAUAGUUAAUUUUGUACAAAUACUUUCUUUGAAAAACGUAAAAAAUAAACAAAAAAAAAAAGAACACGAAAAAAAAAAAAAAAAAAUUAAAGAACAAAAUGAUAUUACAAGGGUGUUAUCAAAAAAAAAAAAUAGUUUACAAUGUGAAAUACAAAAUACAGAUAAUGAUCAUGAUGAAAAUACAUAUGAUAAUAUAAAGGUACAUAACAAAACAAUAUAUAACAAUGUUAUAGAAAAAUUAAAAAAUAAUAUGGAUUAUUAUAAUAAUAAUCAUCAUUAUCAUAAUAACAAUCAAUAUAACACAUUUUCUUUUAAUAAUGACAAAACUAUUAUUUCAUUAUCUAUAAAAUGGUGUAUAGAUAAUACAUCUAAUAAUUUCAUAUGGUCACAAUAUUGUAUGGAAGUUGAAGUACCUACACAAAAUAUAUUCAAUCUCGAAAUUUCUUUUGUUAAAGAAAUAAAUUAUUCUUCUAUUUUAAUAGCUAUCUUUUCUUUCUUUAAUAAUCAUCAUGAAGAUAUACAUUUAAUUAUAGAAAUACAAGACGAUCAUAAUGUCUUAAAUAAUCAUAUGCAACAUUCACUUAUUUCCUUUAAUUCAUCGAUCGAUGUAGGUAUUAUACAUCCACAACAAAGAAAAUCAGUACGUGUCAAAAUGUUGGCUAUAAUGCUGGGACUUCAUAACGUCCCCUUUGUAAAAAUUAAAGACAAACUUACAAACAAAUAUUAUUUCGUAGAUCUAGGAACAAUACUGGUAACAGAAUGA